Messenger RNA from Drosophila serrata, 2508 nucleotides. It is a transcript of the gene Naa35, whose product is annotated as N-alpha-acetyltransferase 35. The record is from RefSeq and is a predicted model, not a curated record. Lineage: Eukaryota; Metazoa; Arthropoda; Insecta; Diptera; Drosophilidae. Gene Ontology annotation, biological process: N-terminal peptidyl-methionine acetylation. Gene Ontology annotation, cellular component: NatC complex.
UUGGGUUUUAAUAUUAUAAUUUAUAAAUAAAAGACUACCAGUAGCGAGGCGAGCCACAAAUUUUUCGCCCGACGAGCGCCAACAGGAGACAUAGGCAGCGACUUUGCGCGGCUGUACGAGGCAGAGCACCAUGAACGGAAGCGUUUCAGAUCCAGCUGACUUCCAGGCGGCCACAGCAGCCGCCGCCGCGGCUGCACGUGCCAGCAGCUCCGAGAAGGACGAAUGGAGCGUGGGCGAGUGCGGUUUCCUCGAUCCGGAGGUGCAGCGCGCCUUGCAGGGCGGCGGUGCCGCCGAGGACAUCACACAGUACCCAAUUCACGGUUGGGUGGAUGUCACCAAGGAGUUUCACGACGCCUGCACCGAACUACUGCCUGGGGAGCUGGCCCAGGAUAUGCUAUUCGGGUUAUUCGAGGCCAUGUCGGCGAUUGAGAUAAUGGACCCAAAGAUGGACGUGGGCAUGGGCUUCGAUAAGCAGGACCUGCCGCCGCCCUCCUUUGAGGCUGCCAUUGCAACGGGCGCCAUCAAGCUGGAAGAUCUCACGCCAGCCGAACUGAUCGGUACCUUCGAUGCUCUCUUCUCCUGCAUUGUCUCCUGGCUGGAGGGUAACUCCAUAGACCAGGUGCUCUUCACCUGCCUUUAUCUGCACGCUCCCUCCCAGAUCAAGGACCGGGCACUGCGCGUCUUCUGCACGGCCGUGCGCAAUCUCAUCGUGGUGAUUAAGAAUAUUAUUUCCGCGGCCGCCGUCAACGAGGAGGAGGAUUUUCAGUUGUAUGGAAACUCUGCCUUGCUGGCCGCUGAGAAGGCCCAACCCGCCGGUGUAUAUAGUGCCCUCAAGGAUGUCGAAGACGAGUUGGUGCGUAGGUGCAAGAAGCUAACGGCCACAGAGGAUUGGAUGGCUGUGGUAAACAGGCUGCGCUUUAUGCGUAACCUCUUCCAGGUUAUUUACCAAGUAGAGCAGAUGGCAAACGCCGACACAACGGACGAGUCUAUCAAUGAGAUCCACAAGAACCUUAAAGUGGCCAUGGAAUUGCUGCCGCUCAUCAGGAAGACCAUGGAUCGAGGCAUCCAGCCGGAGAAAGGCUCGGAGGCGCCCAAUCCCAUGGGCUUCUCGCCACGCAUUCACGAUCGCAGCCAGCCGCCCGCAUUUCCGCGCAGCAUUAAGAUCAGAGAUCGUCCGGCCAGCUAUCAGUUCCUGGAGGAGAUGAUCUCGCGCUUUAAGUACGCCUGCAAAGUCGUCAAGCACAAGGACUACUACUCGGCUCUGAACUUUUUCAUCGAGUACAGUAAAAAGUCGGGGCAAUGCAUCCUCUCCAGAAGCGUUCUACAGAGCCUGUUUAGCUCUAACAUUCGGAUGGUGCAUGGCAAGCUACCCAUGAAGCAGUUCCUGCGACACUCCGUGCAGAUCUUCAACUCGCCGCCCGUGCUAAAUGCCAAGCAUCCGGUGGCCGCCGAUCCCAAGGUGCAGCAGCACCUAGAGAACUUCUUCCGUUAUUGCAUCAACAUGAACACGUUCACCCAGUUUAUCCGCAUCUGCGGUUUUAAUCGCGCCCGGCAGCGGGACAAGCUAGCGCGUCUGAUUGAGAACUUCGACACCAUUCAGGUGGAUGCGGCGCGUCUGGACUCGCUGAUGAACCAGCUGGCUAACGAGCGCGCCAUGGAGGGCAACGAGUCGAUGGCCACCGCACUGAAGCAUAGCACCCAUUUCUCCACCUGGGUGCUGUACAACUGCUUCCGUGCCAUGCUGAUCUUCCUGAUGUCCGGCUUUGAGUUGGAGUUGUAUGCUGUCCAUGAAUUCCUUUACAUAUACUGGUACCCAUACGAGUUCCUCAUUGGCUUUCUGGUGUCAGCGUUGACACGCACGGAGAACAUUCUGCUAGCCCAGGAAGAGUACGCAGAGCAUCAGAGCAGACUCCAGAGUGCCGGUGCAGGAGCGGCCAAGAAUCGCAAGGCUGCCAAGCCCAAAAAGAACAAGAAGCAACAGCGUCCGUACCGCGGAGAGAUUGUCUAUUAUCACGCCCUGCUCAGCCUCUGCGGUGGCAUGUACAAGGCCAUGGGCGCAUUGACCAAAGACGGACGCGUGCGUUUGCCCCUGUCCCAGUUCGACAACGAAGAGAUCCGCUACAAUCGCCGCUUCCUGCCCUUCGCAACGCUGACCAGCCCGCCGCCCGUUUCGUAUGGGGAAUUCAGGAACAUCAGAGAACAUAUGAUGGAGCCCAGCGUUGAAGAACUUUACACCUACGCGGGCAAGCACUUUAAUCAGGCGCGCAAUGUGCUGGAGAGCAUUCAGAAUCCCGACCAGGAGAUGUUGGAUCUCCUUCAAAUCGCUCGAACCAAUUUCGUGGUGAUGAAUGUGCUGGCACGUGGCCACCAAAAGGAAUUGAAGCGCCAACCAGAGUUUGACUUCUCCAAGCACAGCUUCUUCCCCAUCAUCAAGCUUAAGUAGACAAUGUCUUCGUGUUCGUGUUCCGCAAUUGACAAAAAUAUAAAAUUUACAUGUAUGCAUUUUAA